Aureobasidium pullulans EXF-150 is the source of this 846-nucleotide messenger RNA. Its product is annotated as RTA1-domain-containing protein. Bases 1 to 846 code for a protein of 281 amino acids. Gene Ontology annotation, cellular component: membrane. Lineage: Eukaryota; Fungi; Ascomycota; Dothideomycetes; Dothideales; Saccotheciaceae. The transcript is spliced from 2 exons. The record is from RefSeq and is a predicted model, not a curated record.
AUGGCCAAACUCUUGCCUUACAGUGGAGACUACUACCUCUGGAAAUACGUGCCUUCCAUCGCAGGAGCCGUCAUCUUUAUCCUCCUCUUCAUCUGCACGACUGCUCUCAACGGCUACAAAACAUGGAAGAACAAAACUUGGUUCUGCAUCCCCCUUGUCAUUGGCUGUUUCAUGGAGUUCGUAGGCUACGCCGCCCGAGCGAGCGCCGCCGGUAGAACCGACUCCUUGAUGACAUUUUCCAUCCAGUCAUCUUGGAUCCUCAUCGCACCCACCCUAUUCGCCGCAUCCAUCUACAUGUGUUUCGGCCGCUUGGUCCGCCACCUCCACGCGGAAUCCUACUCCAUAAUUCCUGCAAAAUGGUUGACAAAGACGUUUGUGCUGGGUGAUGUGCUGUCCUUUCUCAUCCAGGGUGGUGCCGCGGGUAUGCUGAUUAUCCAAAACCUGGCCACGGUUGGAAAGGCGAUGGUGAUUUUGGGGUUGGUUAUUCAGGUUUUGUCGUUUGGAUUGUUUAUGGUUACGGCGGUGAUCUUUCACCGUAGACUUGUUGCUAAUAUGGCGAGGAGGGUGGAGAGAGAUGUUGAUUGGUUGGGGGUUAUGAGGAUGUUGUAUGCGGUUAGUGGGUUGAUUAUGAUUCGCUCCAUCUUCCGGCUGGUCGAGUAUGGUGAGGGUGUGGAUGGGUAUAUCAUGUCGCAUGAGUGGACGGCGUAUCUGUUUGAUGCGGUGCCCAUGAUUGCGGUGACUGGGAUCUACUUCUUCAAAUUCCCGGCUCAGCUGCGUGUGGGAGUUGAGACUGCAGGGGAAUAUGACGGUGAGGGAUUGACUGUUAUCUCGGUACCAGGGAAGUAA